Messenger RNA from Diorhabda carinulata, 3997 nucleotides. RefSeq names its product succinate--CoA ligase [ADP-forming] subunit beta, mitochondrial-like. The coding region runs from base 97 to 1488 and encodes 463 amino acids. Gene Ontology annotation, cellular component: succinate-CoA ligase complex; mitochondrion. Gene Ontology annotation, biological process: tricarboxylic acid cycle; succinyl-CoA metabolic process. Gene Ontology annotation, molecular function: succinate-CoA ligase (ADP-forming) activity; metal ion binding; ATP binding. The transcript has 5 exons. The record is from RefSeq and is a predicted model, not a curated record. Lineage: Eukaryota; Metazoa; Arthropoda; Insecta; Coleoptera; Chrysomelidae.
GAUCUGACAUGUGACAUUUAAUUUUGGCAUCUGCCAAAAUACCAAGGAGAAAAAGUUAAAUUAUUUUAGUGUGAUCACUCAUUGAACGAGUGCAAAAUGUUGAGGUCUGCGAUUUUAGCUGAAAGCGUCUUAAAAAAUGGUUCCAAGGUCCUUGGUUCCGUACCAAAUGCUCGUUGGCAACCUCAGCAACAACAACAGAGAAAUUUAAAUGUCCAUGAACACAUCAGUUACACAUUACUCAAAAAUGCAGAUAUUACUGUUCCUAAUUUUGGUGUAGCAAAAACUAAAGAAGAAGCCAAGAAAAUUGCAGAAAGUCUCAACACAAAGGAUCUUGUAUUGAAAGCACAAGUUCUAGCUGGUGGUCGCGGUAAAGGAAGCUUCAAAAAUGGACUUAAGGGUGGUGUCAGGAUGGUGUAUUCACCUGAGGAAGCUGAAGACAUUUGUGGUAAAAUGUUGGGACAAUAUCUAGUCACCAAACAAACUGGUGAAAAAGGGAGGAUAUGCAAUGCUGUUAUGGUAGCAGAAAGGAAGUUCCCUAGGAAAGAGUUUUAUUUCGCAGUCAUGAUGGAACGUGCAUUCAAUGGACCAGUUAUAAUAGCUUCAUCCCAGGGUGGUGUAAACAUAGAAGAAGUGGCUGCAGAAAACCCAGAUGCAAUUCUCUAUGAACCUAUUGAUGUUAUGAAAGGUCUGACCAAAGAACAAGCAGAAAAAGUAGCUGUCAAAGUUGGUUUAGAGUCACAAAAGGCGAAAACUGCUGAUAUGCUUUUGAGAAUGUAUGAUUUGUUUGUGAAAAAGGAUGCCCUUCUUAUUGAAAUCAAUCCCUAUGCUGAAGAUGCUGGAGAAAAAUAUUUUUCUUUGGACGCUAAAUUCCGCUUCGACGACAACGCCCAGUUUCGACAAAAAGAACUUUUCAGCCUAAGAGAUUGGACGCAAGAAGAUGAAAAAGAAGUAGCCGCCGCCAAAUUCGAUUUGAACUAUAUCGCUUUAGACGGAAACAUUGGAUGUAUGGUAAAUGGUGCGGGUCUCGCCAUGGCCACUAUGGACAUUAUUUCUCUUCACGGAGGUUCUCCGGCCAACUUUUUGGACGUUGGCGGUGGCGCUACGGCUCAAGCGGUAAAAGAAGCUUUUAAAAUCAUUACAGCCGAUCCCAAAGUACACGCUAUUCUAGUCAACAUUUUUGGAGGUAAUCAAUCACAUAAAGUAUUUACAAAUAGCAUUAUGUUGGUUUUUUCAGGUAUCAUGAGAUGUGAUGUUAUAGCUGAAGGUAUUAUAGCCGCGGCUAAAGAGCUAAGUCUAAAAAUGCCAAUAAUCUGUAGAUUACAAGGUACCAACGUAGACGAUGCUAAGGUUUUAAUCGCGGCGUCAGGUUUAAAAAUACUUCCUGUAGAUAAUUUGGAUGAAGCUGCGAGGUUAGCUGUGAAGCUGUCGAAUAUAGUCAGCUUGGCACGUGAUGCCAAAUUAGAUAUUAAUUUCGAAAUGCCACUCUAAAUUUUUUCGCUAUUUAUUAUUUUACUUGUUUCAGAUUUUAGAAGCAAUUGAGUAUUGAUGUCCUUGUAUUGAAAAUCUUGACUGAUUUUUUCAAGUAAACUCUUUCCAUUCGAAAAACUAUCAAAAUAUACAAUAUUCUAGUUAUUGAAUGCUGAGAACAUGUCUUGCAAUCAUAUAUGUUUCAUAUGCUUAGUCUCAAUCGAAAUAUUUAUUACACACUUCUCUGCUUUGUAUUAUCCAUAUCCACAACUGAAAAUUCCAUCUCUUUAAACAAAAAGUUUAUUAAUUCGACUUCUAUUACCCCUUAUCUUUCUUUAACAUUAUACCAAUAACAAAAAAUACUUACAGGGGCGUAUAGUUUAACCCAUGCGUUAAUUUUGGUCUUCAAAUGUUGUUGUAAACAUUUUUGACAAAUGUCUGUAUCAGUAUUACUGGUAAUUAGAUGUUUUACAUUUGAGACAUGGAGUCUUAAUUUUUCUUUCUGUUGGGUUUUACUUAAAACCAUUUCACGUGCUUUUGAAGUUUAGUCUUUGGAUUUAUUGGUUACAAACUAAUCUAUGGUACCACAUAUUUGCAAUUUUCUUUGUUUUUUUUAACAAACGACUCUCAAUUUCAAUCUUAAUAUAAAGUACAAGUGGAUUAUGCAUAUUGUCCUCGAUAAGUAACUUCAAAACUUCAACUUCUAUUAUAACAUUUCGUGAGUUUGUUUUUGAAUCAGGCACAUGAAACAGAAUAUUCCUUUUAGGCACAUGUAAUUGAGGGUGCUCCUUUUUAGACCAUAAAUGUUCAUCUUUGUUCAAAAAUUAAUUUCCAACAUUGUGUCAUGGACGUUCAAAGUUUUCAUUGUAUGAAUAGGAAUAUUUGCUCCAUAAUCUGAAGUACUGCUUUCUCAUUUAGUCUCUUCUUCUAUCCAGGUUUUCAUUUAAGUCUCUUAGAUAAAAUUUGAACCAUAUUCAGUUCAAAACUAUUAAGCAUUUCAGAAUAUAUAUACACUAACAUAUGGUUAUAGGGCACCCAAUAAAGAAUAUCGAAGUAAAAUAUUUUUGCUUUAUCAAAGGACAUGGGCCUUUGGUAACGUCAAGUGGGGCACGACGGGUCUAUGUGAAGGCCUAGGUGCUUAACGGUCCCUUCGCCGCCCAUAUUUAACUAUGAACUAUGAAAAGUUUUGCUUAUUUCAUUUAGAGGAUUAUUUUUGAGAUUAUAAACUUAGAUUUUUACCAUUUAGUAAAGAUUCAAUAUUUUGAACCAGUUUAUUCUCGUCAUGGUGUGAAUACCUACUCUCUUGUUUCCAUCCAUGGCGUUCGAAAACUAUAACAAUAUUUUUUGUUUACACUAACAUGAAGUUUUAGGUUACCCAAUAAAAAGUAUCGAAGCUGAGUUUAAACAAAUGAAUGGUAAUUAAAUCAAACAUCGCUGGGGUCUCUUAUAACCCUUGUCAGUAUUUUAUUUUUUUUCCCUAAGGAUGUGCCUAAACUAUUGUAAAUUUCCCGUUCUUAACAAUUAUUAUCAGAUGUAGUUCAGUCCAGUGAAGCUUCCUUAGGCAACUGAGUGACUAUAACUUCAUUAAUUGUGUCUUUAUUCCUCACAAUAAUGUGGAAUUUAUGUAAAAUUUUGAAAGAUCUGUUUUAUUUUAUGUCUCUUUUGGUUAUGUAAUUCCACUUGGUAUGGUGCAAGGUCAAAAUAUUGCACGUUAUUUUACAUUAUGCAAGACUGUCACUAACAAAAUUUCCAUUAGUAAAAGUAAAUAAAUUCCUAAUCUUAAAUUUAGUUUAUUUUAUGACCGAUUUAGGCUGCCACUAACUAAAAAUCCAAGUGUAAAAGUAAACAAAUUCUUAACCUCGAAUUUUGUGACCGGUUUAAAAAUGAUAAUAAUCAAACUAAAUAGCUAAGUGAAUUAAACAAAAAAAAAAGUGGUCAGGGGAUGAUCAUAGUUAAUAAUUAUAUCUGCUGCUCCCUUGCUUUUGGACCCUGAAUUAGUAUUGCAUCAUGUCAAGCAGUCUUUAUGAUUUCAAUAUCUGAAUCUAGGUUUUUACAUUUCAUGACUAGUAGAUACUUUAUUUGGAAUUAUAUUAUCAGAAACAUUGAAUUUCAAAAAAUUACUUCUAAUAUUUGGAAAAAACUGCACUUUAGGAAUCAAGUAUAAUUUCAAUAUACAGUUAAAAGUUGUCACACUAUUUAUAUUUUGUUUUUUGUAUUAUAAAAUUUAUGUGUGAUAUUAUAUUAAAUAAAUUAAAGAAAUAUUUCAAACAUAAUCUGUUAACGUUAAAAAAAUUUAAGUGUACAUAGUAAUUUUAAUAGUUACCGUUAUCAGUAUAAAAAAACUUAAUUUGAAUGUUUUACAAUUUUAUUAUUCUUUUUUUAAUUCUGUUAUAAUUAUUUCUAUCCAAACGAUCGGUUCCAAAAGAAAUCACUAAAAUAAAUACAUAAAAAAGCAUUUUUUUCUUAAUUAGAAACCCUAAUUAAUAUAUUUAUUAUAUGGUAAAUUUAGUAAUAUAUUAUCGAAACCAAA